AUGCCUCUCAAGAAGAUUGUUGCCUCAAAGAAAAAAAAGGAUGCCAUGGCCGUUGAAAUUAAGAAAGAAAUAAUAGAUAAACAUGAGCGUGAUGUAAGAGUGACGGAACUGGCAAAGACUUACAGCCGUUCGACAUCGACGAUCUGUACUAUUCUGAAGAAGAAGGAAGAAAUUAAGAAACUUGAUGUGGACAAAGGAGUUACCGUGACUUCCAAGCUCCGUCCAAAACUCCUAGAAGAUGUUGAGAAGCUGUUGUUGGUGUGGAUUAACGAGAAGCAGUUAAAAGGCGAUUUGGUUUCAGAAGCUAUCACUUGCGUUAAGGCUAAGAAGCUCUCUGAUACAGCUGCUGCUGAUAAAUUUGGGCAAGAGUUCCAACAAUUUAUUACUAGUGAGGGGUUUAUUCCCCAGCAAGUGUUUAAUUGUGAUGAAACAGGUCUUUUUUGGAAGAAAAUGCCUAAGAGGACCUACAUCACGCAAGAGGAGAAAUCUUUGCCUGGCCACAAGCCAAUGAAAGAUAGGCUUACCCUCUUGUUCUGCGCCAACACAAGUGGAGACUGUAAAAUCAAGCCGUUGCUUGUCUACCACUCAGAAAAUCCACGAGUUUUCAAGAGGGGGAAGGUGCAGAAAAAACAACUGAAUGUGAUGUGGCGGGGCAAUAGCAAUGCCUGGGUAACACGGCAAUUUUUCAUCGAGUGGGUCAAUGAAGUUUUUGGCCCCUCAGUGAAGAAAUAUCUUCACAAAAAUAAGUUGCCACUCAAGGUUUUGCUCGUCCUUGAUAAUGCUCCUGCACAUCCUCCAGAGCUUGAAGACGAUUUGCUGGAGGAAUUUCAGUUCAUCAAAGUCAAGUUUCUUCCUCCCAGCACCACUCCACUUCUCCAGCCCAUGGACCAGCAAGUAAUUUCCAACUUUAAAAAGCUGUACACGAAGGCCUUGUUUCAAAGGUGUUUUGAAGUGACCGAAAAUACAAGCCUGACCUUCAGAGAAUUUUGGAAGGAUCACUUCAACAUCUUAAAUUGUUUAAGCCAUAUUGAUAAGGCCUGGGAAGAAGUCUCAGUGAGGACCCUGAGUUCGGCAUGGAAAAAACUGUGGCCUCAGAGUGUUCCUAACUUUGGUUUCGAUCCUCAACCUGUGGACAAAACAGUGCAGCUAGUCAAAAAAAGUGUAUCUCUGGGGAAAAGUAUGGGUCUGGAUGUGGAUGGUGCUGAUCUGGAUGAGUUAGUGGAGGAGCAUAGUGAAGAACUUACAACGGACGAACUUAAGGAACUUCACAAGGAGCAGCAGCAAGAGGUGGUAGAAGAGCUGCUAGGGGAGGAGGGAGCAGGGGAUGAGGCCCUCUCUUCCAGUAAGAUUAAAGAAGUGUUGGCAAAGUGGGAAGAAGUAAAAACUUUCUUUGAAGAAAAUCACCCUAAUAAAGCAGUGUGUGGGCGCACCAUGAACUUGUGUAAUGACAGUGUAGUGUCGCAUUUUAGGAGCAUCUUAAAAAGAAGACAGAAGCAAGUGUCAUUAGAUAAGUUUUUGGUAAAGCAACCUGCAACUAAAAGAAAGUUAAGUGAUUCUGACCCAGAACCUGCUUCCAGUGGGGUAAAAUUCCCAAGAAGAGAGAGCCUUCCUGAAUCAGAGGGGGACUCUCCUUCCCCACAGUAA
Polypterus senegalus (gray bichir) is the source of this 1644-nucleotide messenger RNA. Its product is annotated as tigger transposable element-derived protein 1-like. The coding region runs from base 1 to 1644 and encodes 547 amino acids. The transcript has 2 exons. The record is from RefSeq and is a predicted model, not a curated record. Gene Ontology annotation, molecular function: DNA binding. Gene Ontology annotation, cellular component: nucleus. Lineage: Eukaryota; Metazoa; Chordata; Cladistia; Polypteriformes; Polypteridae.